AUGGCUGAAGUGCCAGAAAUGACGCAAGCGAUCGACGUGCGCGCGCCGAAAGCCGACACCGACGCGCCGCAACACCAAAAAGUUCCCGGCACCGAAAACACGACAGAAGCCGAAGCGCAAACGCAACAGGACCUGCCCUCCACCACCAUAACACCCGAAGCCAGCCCACAACCGACACGCCAACGGACACCAGCGCAGCGGAAACGCGAUCGCAAGAAGGGCGUCAAUCGCCGCAACAACAAAAACCUACUCCCUCCGGCCGCCGAAGACGACGACGACGCAUCGUCCUCGAUCACCGAAGAGGGCUCCUCCUGCUCCUCCUCCACCCGCUCCUCCACACCCGUACCCGAGACCACUACUAGCAUAACAACAACAACAACACAAAUCCCCCCCUCAAUGCCGCCACCAAAGGUCUCGGCGGCGGCGGCGAAGCGUGCGGCGGCAGCGGCGGCGGCAAAGGGCAAGAUCGUGCCGCUCUUCAUCGCGUCCAUCGGCAACCCGGCGCCGACGUACGCGCACACGCUGCACUCGGCGGGCCACACGCUGCUGGACGCGGUGCGCGACGUGCGCCACUUCCCGGCGUGGCAGAAGGACCGCUUCUACGGCAACGGCCUGGUCAGCCGCCAGGCCGAGGCGGGCGUGAACGCGAACUUUUCGUGGUUGCCCGGAAUCAUCGGUGGCGGUGCGAAGAAGGGUGGUGGUGGUGGGGUGGGGGAAGAAGGGGAGGAGGCGUGGACCCUGUGGCAGAGCCCGAGCUUGAUGAAUGUGAGCGGCAAGGCGCUGGGGCAGGCGUGGGGCAGGUGGAAGAAGGAGAAUAAGGAUGGGGAGUUGGUCGUCGUGCAUGAUGAGCUGGAAAAGCCGUUGGGGAAGGUCGUGGUGAGGAAGGGUGGCAGCGCGAGGGGGCAUAAUGGGCUGAAGAGCAUUGCGGCGCAGCUUCCGAAUAUGCCGUAUGUGAGGAUUGGUGUGGGCAUCGGUCGCCCUGAGAGCAGGGAGCCGGAUGUCGUGGCGAAGUAUGUCUUGAGGAAAAUGACGCCGCAUGAGAGGUCACAGGUGGAGGGGUGUGCGGAUGAGGUGAUUAGGAAGUUGUGGGAUGUGCAGGAGGGAAAGGUAUGA
Molecule: messenger RNA, 1113 nt
Organism: Lasiodiplodia theobromae
Lineage: Eukaryota; Fungi; Ascomycota; Dothideomycetes; Botryosphaeriales; Botryosphaeriaceae
Product: Peptidyl-tRNA hydrolase
Exons: 1
Coding region: 1-1113 (370 amino acids)
Molecular function (GO): peptidyl-tRNA hydrolase activity
Source: RefSeq, a predicted model, not a curated record